AUGGAAGAUGAUGCAAACCACCACACAAACUGGCGUGAAACUUUGAGAUUAAUUGAAGAAGAAAGGAGGGAGAGUGAUGCUAGAAUGGCAUUGCUACAAGACCAAGUAAGACAACUCUCAAUUCGACUUCAACACCAACGUGAAGGAGGUGAAGAUUCGGAUGAUGCAAGUGAAGUAACUUUGCGCCCUAGAAGGUUCAAUCCUCGACCUUCUAAUGAUAUUAAGGUUGACAUACCUGACUAUGAUGGCAAGCUUGAUCCUGAUGAGUUUGUUGAAUGGAUUAGAACUAUUGAGAGAGUGUUUGAUUACAAGCAAGUUCCGGAGGAUAAAAGAGUGAAACUUGUAGCCUUGAAAUUAAGGAAAUAUGCAUCCACUUGGUGGGCGAGCAUAUGUGCCAAAAGAGAAAGAAUGGGAAAGGAGAAAGUAAGGAGUUGGGAGAAGAUGAAGAAACUUCUCAAACAAAAAUUCUUGCCAACUUACUAUGUGCAAGAAAAUUUCUCAAAAUUCCAUCAUCUGAAUCAAGGAAGUAAAACAGUUGAAGAAUAUGCAAGGGAGUUCGAGGCUUACAUCAUGAAAUGUGAUGUCUUGGAGGAUGAACCUCAAACACUAGUGCGAUUCUUAGGAGGUUUAGACCCUUCUAUUGCAAAUGUGGUUGAGUUGCAUUCUUACUCAACCUUAGAAGAGCUAGUUCUGUUGGCUCACAAAGUGGAACGUCAAAACAAAAACAAAUCCAAAGGUAAAUGGGACUCUUCUCGUACCUUUACUAAACCUACCCCCUAUUCUAAACCAAACACCACCCUUUCUAAACCAAACACUUCCUACUCUUCUAAGCCACCCCAAAAGAAUGAAGUCAAACCUACUGUGCCAAAUACACCCCGACGGUGCUAUAGAUGUCAAGGAUUAGGGCACAUUGCCUCUGAAUGUCCUAACAAAAAGGUCAUAACUCUUGCGGAGUAUGAAGCCAUAGAAGAAGGAUACGAAGAGGAGGAAGAGGAGGAGAAUAUGGAGGAGGAAGAAGAGGGACGUUACAUUGGACCUGAUGAUGGUGAAUGUUUAGUGGUUCGAAGAGCUCUUAGUGGUAUACCUACUAAUGAGGAACAAUUGCAAAGAGAGGCUAUCUUUCACACGAGGUGCACCAUAGGAGGCAAAGUUUGUUCCUUAAUCAUAGAUGGAGGCAGUUGCACCAACGUAGCCUCACAAACCUUGGUUACUAAGUUAAACCUACAAACUAAUCCUCACCCUAACCCAUAUGUCAUACAAUGGUUGAAUCAAGGAAAAGGAAUACAUGUUUCUUCACGUGUAUUAUUAGCUUUCACCAUUGGAAAGGAGUAUAAGGAAGAAUUGUGGUGUGAUGUUAUCCCCAUGGAUGCGUGCCAUGUUCUAUUGGGAAGACCUUGGAUGUUUGAUAGAAAGGUAAUACAUGAUGGUUACAAGAAUACUUAUGCUUUUGUGAAGAAUCAAAAGAAGAUUGUCCUAACCCCUUUAUAUCCACGGCACAAAGAACAUACCAACAAUCCAACCAAAAAUCCAGUAUCCCUCACCACCCUCAUCAAAUCAUCUUACCAUGAAUAUGAGUCAUUCCAAGAGCUCAUUUUAGUGGUUUAG
Messenger RNA from Beta vulgaris subsp. vulgaris (sugar beet), 1605 nucleotides. RefSeq lists its product as uncharacterized. NCBI's taxonomy places the organism in Eukaryota, Viridiplantae, Streptophyta, Magnoliopsida, Caryophyllales, Amaranthaceae. The coding region runs from base 1 to 1605 and encodes 534 amino acids. The record is from RefSeq and is a predicted model, not a curated record. Gene Ontology annotation, molecular function: nucleic acid binding; zinc ion binding. The transcript has a single exon.